AUGGAACAGACUCACAAUAUUGCUACUCUUACUUGGGAUGAUUUUAAAAUGUUGUUUGAUGCAGAGUAUAUGACAGCAUAUAUGUUGUUUGUUAAGACUCAAGAAUUUAUGAAUCUACAACAAGGGAGUAAGAUAGUUAAGGAGUAUUAUAUUCUAUUCAACUCAUUAGCUCGAUUUGCUCCUGUUAUAGUUGGUACUCCUAUGGCAAGAAUGGAGAGAUUUGUAAAUGGGUUAUACCUCGAGAUAGCUCGAGAUGUUAUGGUGGGUGCUCAGCCUCCACAGACAUAUGGUGAAGCCUUGAAUCGAGCAUUGCGGGUAGAAGUGUAUGUCAAUAGAGUUGUUCAGCAGUCCAAACUAGUAGUUGUAGCAAAUAAUCCUCUUUUAGAGCCACAAAAAAGUAGUGAUGAAACCCUUUCCCUUGCCAAAGACAGUAAAAACAAGAACUUUCAACCUCAAGUAAAUAAGAAGAAUUGGAAGGGAGCUACCCACUCCUUUAUUUCCUAUGGAGUUGUUGAAAAAUUAGGAUUAAAGCCUAAUAAAGUGGAACCAGUCUUAAAGAUAGAGUUGCCAGAUGGGAAAAAUGUAGUAACUAGUGAGGUUCUUUUUGAGGAAACAAUAGUUAUUGACGGACAAGAGUUAGAAGUUAACUUGAUUAUUUUUUAUAUGCCCAAUUGUGAUGUUAUCCUAGGCAUGGAUUUCCUAGAUGAUAUCCUGGUCUACUAUAAAACAAAUGAAGAAUAUUUGAGGUUUGUAUUGCAAAGAUUAAGGGAGAAGCAAUUGUAUGCCAAGUUCUCCAAAUGUGAGUUUUGGUUGGAUCUGGUAAUGUUUCUUGGUCAUGUGGUUUCCAAGGAAGGCAUAUCAAUGGAUCCUAGUAAGGUAGAUGCAGUACUUGAAUGGAAAAGGCCAAUAACAGUGAAGGAGGUGAGGAGUUUUUUAGGCUUGGCUGGGUAUUAUAGAAAAUUUGUGCAAGGGUUUGCUAAAAUUGCUCGUCCAUUCACUGCACUUACCAAGAAUGAGACUCCUUUUCAGUUGAUAGAUUUAUGUGAACAGAGUUUUCAGGAGUUAAAGAGGAGAUUGACCACAACUGCCAUUUUAGCUUAG
This is a messenger RNA of Pistacia vera, 1101 nucleotides long. RefSeq lists its product as uncharacterized. The coding region runs from base 1 to 1101 and encodes 366 amino acids. Lineage: Eukaryota; Viridiplantae; Streptophyta; Magnoliopsida; Sapindales; Anacardiaceae. The transcript has 3 exons. The record is from RefSeq and is a predicted model, not a curated record.